AUGGCCCUACCCACCGAUUACACUCGAAACAAGUACAUUGCAAUUAUCUUUAAGCGAGAUUCCUCCUACAUACGUGAUCCGUCUUCUCUGCUCGUGACCUCAGUUGCUCGAUCUGGUGGCAUGGAAUACGUCGGACAGGUUGGCCAGUUGCAAGAAGCACAUUUGUACAGUAUGCCACUGGCCAAUUGGGAGGGAUUCGAUAUCAACGUGCUCAGAACCGUCGAUGGAAUCUCAUCUGCAGAGGUUCAAGAGCCGAGGAUGCGGGCCAAGCGGGGUGGGACCCUAUCCCCCUUGCCAGAGGCCGUCACGCCUAGCCUAGCCCGCCUGACCCAAUCUAACCAUUCUUCGUA
Molecule: messenger RNA, 350 nt
Organism: Acaulospora colombiana
Lineage: Eukaryota; Fungi; Glomeromycota; Glomeromycetes; Diversisporales; Acaulosporaceae
Source: the annotation of a GenBank genome assembly